This is a messenger RNA of Populus nigra (black poplar), 1231 nucleotides long. Its product is annotated as eugenol synthase 1-like. The transcript is spliced from 5 exons. Lineage: Eukaryota; Viridiplantae; Streptophyta; Magnoliopsida; Malpighiales; Salicaceae. The record is from RefSeq and is a predicted model, not a curated record. Gene Ontology annotation, molecular function: oxidoreductase activity. Bases 31 to 990 code for a protein of 319 amino acids.
GAGUGAGCACUAGAGAGAGUUUGGAGAGCAAUGGAGAAUAUUGAGUUGAGCAAAAUCCUUAUAUUUGGAGGAACUGGCUACAUAGGCAAGUACAUGGUGAAGGCAAGUGUCUUGCUGGGGCACAAAACCUACGUCUAUGCUCGUCCCAUCACCCCACAAUCUUCUCCCUCCAAAAAACACAUCCAUCAGGAAUUUCAAUCCAUGGGCGUCGCCAUUGUUCAGGGAGAAUUGGAUGAACACGAUAAACUUGUAUCACUACUUCGCCAAGUAGAUGUAGUGAUCUCAACAUUACCUUACCCGCAAGUUCUUGCUCAGCUCAAGAUUAUAGAUGCCAUGAAAGUCUCUGGUAACAUAAAGAGGUUCAUUCCAUCAGAUUUUGGAAUCGAGGAGGAUCGGGUUUCUCCAUUGCCACCGUUUCAAGCUUUUCUUGACAAGAAGAGAAAGGUAAGAAGGGCCGUAGAAGCAGCUGGGAUACCAUACACUUUUGUUGCUGCAAAUUGUUGUGGUGCCUACUUUAUCAAUAUAUUACUUCGUCCCCAGGCGCAACCACAUGAUAUCACUGUUUAUGGCGACGGACAAGCCAAGGCGGUUCUAAACUAUGAAGAGGAUGUUGCCAUGUAUACCAUCAAGGUAGCAGAUGAUGCAAGAACAUUGAACCGAGUUGUAACCUAUCAGCCACCCAAGAACAUCGUUUCUCAGCUUGAACUAAUCUCACUAUGGGAAAAGAAGACGGGUCAGAAUUUUAUUAGGGUUCAUCUCUCCGAGGAAGAGCUUGUGAAGCUCUCUGAGAGCUUACCACCUCCACAAAAUAUUCCAGUGUCUAUCCUUCACAGUGUAUUCAUAAAGGGUGAUAUGACUGGCUAUGAACUAGGUGAUGAUGACGUGGAGGCUUCGCAGUUAUAUCUAGACUACGAGUACACAACAAUUGAUAAGCUUCUUGAUAUUUUUCUGAUCGACCCUCCGGAGCCAGCAAUGGGAGCUUUUGAAUGAUCUCUCAAAUUUGCCGCCGCUCUUUAGAAUCUGCGCUGCUAAAUGGUUGAAAAUCUAAAAUAAAUGAGCAUUGAUAUGCUUAGUUCAUUGAGCUGCUGCAAGUGCAGCAUGCAAGUGAUGUCUGUUUCGUGGAUUUGAUUCGACUUGGAAGGUGCAGUCGCCUUCUCAACUUGUUUUCUUUAAUUCUUCAUGGAUGUUUGGCAUGAGAGUAAUGUAAUCUCUUCUACUUGUGUUCAAAGAA